Messenger RNA from Letharia columbiana, 303 nucleotides. RefSeq lists its product as uncharacterized. Bases 1 to 303 code for a protein of 100 amino acids. The transcript is spliced from 2 exons. The record is from RefSeq and is a predicted model, not a curated record. NCBI's taxonomy places the organism in Eukaryota, Fungi, Ascomycota, Lecanoromycetes, Lecanorales, Parmeliaceae.
AUGUCUCUCCAUCUUGGUCACAACCUGCUCUUGGUUAACCUUGGCAUAUCUGUGCGUGAUACAACUUUCUGUCAUUUGCUCUCUAGCUUCGGACUUCCCCCAGAACCUCAGUCCCCAUCCCAGAACAUAGAUAUACUCGACAAGCACUGGCACCCAAACAAAGACCGCGACGAUCUGACCGUACCAAAAGAAUCUAAUGCCGUAGUAGGAGUCAAACAGGGCGUAAGCUGCAAGCAAGGAGGCCGCAAGACUCCCCCAAGAGACCUUCGCCCUCUGGCUGUACAGGAAACCGCAGAGAUGUGA